Callithrix jacchus (white-tufted-ear marmoset) is the source of this 7767-nucleotide messenger RNA. RefSeq names its product multiple EGF like domains 10 (gene MEGF10). The record is from RefSeq and is a predicted model, not a curated record. Gene Ontology annotation, cellular component: membrane. NCBI's taxonomy places the organism in Eukaryota, Metazoa, Chordata, Mammalia, Primates, Cebidae. Gene Ontology annotation, molecular function: protein binding.
AAGUGAUCACCUAAAUCUGCUUAUAGAAUUUCAAGCAUGUGCUUACGUGUAGUCCUUUCCCUAAAGGACAGGAUUCUGAUCUUUCUGGAUUUUUCUUGAGUUCAGGUGUGGCAGACAGAGAGACAUUAACUCUUUUUACCUAAGGAGGGUUUCUUAUAGCUUAACCGAAGGAGUUUUCUGCUUAGCUAGAGAAUUUGGAAGACUGUUUUUCAUUUCUUGGCCAGGUUGUGCUAUUUACAAAAAUGAGGCCAUGUAAUUAGGGCCCCAGUGGCGUGUGGAUUCAUUCACUGGCACAUAAGAGAGACUGCAGUGUUUUCCUGGGUUAGUGGCUGACUGUGCCCUCUCUGUUUGCUUUAAUGGUAAAUAUGUCACUGCUGAGAAGGAUGGCAACCAAGUCCUCACAGGCAGAUUUUUAGAACAAAGUGUUAGUGAGUGAAGAAAGGUCUGUGGAAUCCGGGCAAGGUUUUUCACUGAGUUCUAAGGAACAGUUCCUUAAAAAAAAGCAAGCAGCUUCCCAGUCUGUAUGUUGGAUUUGGAUCCAGCACAAGUAAAACCCCAGGUAGAGCAAAGCCCAUUUAGUGUAUGCUGGGAACCACAGUGCCCUUCCUUCAUGGUGCACUCACAAAAAUGAGAAGGGGACUGUGCCUCACUGCUUGGCUCCGACUGCUGUGCCCCAGAAGAAAGAGCCAUGAGCAGUGGCCAUCCCAUCCAUUCACUGUAGCCCAGUAUUGUUGGCAGCGAAGCGAAGAUGCUCGCGGGUGGUUAGCGCUGGGCCUCAGAUUCCUUGUUGAAGGCCCAAUGGGGAACCCAUGGUUAGAGGAAAGAAGUCCAGCCGAAGCGGAGCUACUUAAGCAGAGACUUGCUUUUUAGGAGGCUUCGCUUCAUUGACUCAGUUCAAGUUUUAUCUUAAAGGUUGUUCUUCAGAAAAAAAAAUGGUUAUUUCUUUGAACUCAUUCCUGAGCUUUAUUUGUUUAUUGUUAUGCCACUGGAUUGGGACAUCAUCACCUCUGAAUCUGGAAGACCCUAAUGUGUGUAGCCACUGGGAAAGCUAUUCAGUGACUGUGCAAGAGUCAUACCCACAUCCGUUUGAUCAAAUUUACUAUACGAGCUGCACUGACAUUCUAAACUGGUUUAAAUGCACACGGCACAGAAUAAGUUAUCGGACAGCCUAUCGACAUGGGGAGAAGACUAUGUAUAGGCGCAAGUCUCAGUGUUGCCCUGGAUUUUAUGAAAGUGGGGAAAUGUGUGUCCCCCACUGUGCUGAUAAAUGUGUCCAUGGUCGCUGCAUUGCUCCAAACACCUGUCAGUGUGAGCCUGGCUGGGGAGGGACCAACUGCUCCAGUGCCUGCGAUGGUGAUCACUGGGGUCCCCACUGCACUAGCCGGUGCCAGUGCAAAAAUGGGGCUCUGUGCAACCCCAUCACCGGGGCUUGCCACUGCGCUGCAGGCUUCCGGGGCUGGCGCUGUGAGAACCGUUGUAAGCAGGGCACCUACGGUAACGACUGUCACCAGAGAUGCCAGUGCCAGAAUGGAGCCACCUGCGACCAUGUCACGGGGGAAUGCCGCUGCCCACCAGGAUAUACUGGAGCCUUCUGUGAGGAUCUUUGUCCUCCUGGUAAACAUGGUCCACAGUGCGAGCAGAGAUGCCCUUGCCAAAAUGGAGGAGUGUGUCAUCAUGUCACCGGAGAAUGCUCUUGCCCGUCUGGCUGGAUGGGCACAGUGUGUGGUCAGCCUUGCCCUGAGGGUCGCUUUGGAAAGAACUGUUCCCAAGAAUGCCAGUGCCAUAAUGGAGGGACGUGUGAUGCUGCCACAGGCCAAUGUCAUUGCAGUCCAGGAUACACAGGGGAACGGUGCCAGGAUGAGUGUCCUGUUGGGACCUAUGGUGUUCGCUGUGCUGAGGCCUGCCGGUGUGUCAAUGGAGGGAAGUGUUACCAUGUGAGCGGUGCAUGCCUCUGCGAAGCAGGCUUUGCGGGCGAGCGCUGUGAAGCACGCCUGUGUCCCGAGGGGCUCUACGGCAUCAAAUGUGACAAACGGUGCCCCUGCCACCUGGACAACACUCAUAGCUGUCACCCCAUGUCUGGAGAGUGUGCCUGCAAGCCGGGCUGGUCAGGACUCUACUGUAAUGAGACAUGCUCUCCUGGAUUCUACGGGGAAGCUUGCCAGCAGAUCUGCAGCUGCCAAAAUGGGGCAGACUGUGACAGUGUGACUGGAAAGUGUACCUGUGCCCCAGGAUUCAAAGGAAUUGACUGCUCCACCCCAUGCCCUCUGGGAACCUACGGGAUAAACUGUUCCUCUCGCUGUGGCUGUAAAAAUGAUGCAGUCUGCUCUCCUGUGGAUGGGUCUUGUACUUGCAGGGCAGGAUGGCACGGGGUGGACUGCUCCAUCAGAUGUCCCAGUGGCACAUGGGGCUUUGGCUGUAACUUAACAUGCCAGUGCCUCAACGGGGGAGCCUGCAACACCCUGGAUGGGACCUGCACGUGUGCACCUGGAUGGCGUGGGAAGAAAUGUGAACUUCACUGCCAGGAUGGCACGUACGGGCUGAACUGUGCUGAGCGCUGCGACUGCAGCCACGCCGAUGGCUGCCACCCUACCACAGGCCAUUGCCGCUGCCUCCCCGGAUGGUCAGGUGUCCACUGUGAUAGCGUGUGUGCUGAGGGACGCUGGGGCCCCAACUGCUCCCUGCCCUGCUACUGUAAAAAUGGGGCUUCAUGCUCCCCUGACGAUGGCAUCUGCGAGUGUGCACCAGGCUUCCGAGGCACCACUUGUCAGAGGAUCUGCUCCCCCGGUUUUUAUGGGCAUCGCUGCAGCCAGACAUGCCCACAGUGUGUUCACAGCAGCGGGCCCUGCCACCACAUCUCCGGCCUGUGUGACUGCUUGCCUGGCUUCACAGGCGCCCUCUGCAAUGAAGUGUGUCCCAGUGGCAGAUUUGGGAAAAACUGUGCAGGAAUUUGUACCUGCACCAACAAUGGAACCUGUAACCCCAUUGACAGAUCGUGUCAGUGUUACCCGGGUUGGAUCGGCAGUGACUGCUCUCAACCAUGUCCACCUGCCCACUGGGGCCCAAACUGCAUCCACACGUGCAAUUGCCACAAUGGAGCUUUCUGCAGUGCCUAUGAUGGGGAAUGUAAAUGUACUCCUGGCUGGACGGGGCUCUACUGCACUCAGAGAUGUCCUCUGGGGUUUUAUGGAAAAGACUGUGCGCUGAUAUGUCAAUGUCAAAACGGAGCUGACUGCGACCACAUCUCUGGGCAGUGUACUUGCCGCACUGGGUUCAUGGGACGGCACUGUGAGCAGAAGUGCCCUGCAGGAACAUAUGGCUACGGCUGUCGCCAGUUAUGUGACUGUCUGAACAACUCCACCUGCGACCAUAUCACCGGGACCUGUUACUGCAGCCCUGGAUGGAAGGGAGCAAGAUGUGAUCAAGCUGGCGUUAUCAUUGUUGGAAAUCUGAACAGCUUAAGCCGAACCAGUACUGCUCUCCCUGCUGACUCCUACCAGAUCGGGGCAAUUGCAGGCAUCAUCAUUCUUGUCCUAGUUGUUCUCUUCCUACUGGCAUUGUUCAUUAUUUAUAGACACAAGCAGAAGGGAAAGGACUCAAGCAUGCCAGCAGUUACCUACACCCCUGCUAUGAGGGUCAUCAAUGCAGAUUAUACCAUUUCAGGAACCCUUCCUCACAGCAAUGGUGGAAAUGCUAAUAGCCAUUACUUCACCAAUCCCAGUUACCACACACUCACCCAGUGUGCCACAUCCCCUCACGUCAACAACAGGGACAGGAUGACCAUCACGAAGUCAAAAAAUAAUCAACUGUUUGUGAAUCUCAAAAAUGUGAACCCUGGGAAGAGAGGCCCCGUGGGAGACUGCACUGGGACAUUGCCGGCAGACUGGAAGCAUGGCGGCUACCUCAACGAGCUCGGUGCUUUUGGACUUGACAGAAGCUAUAUGGGAAAAUCUUUAAAAGACCUGGGAAAGAAUUCUGAAUAUAAUUCAAGUAACUGCUCCCUAAGCAGUUCUGAAAACCCAUAUGCCACCAUUAAAGAUCCACCUGUACUUAUUCCUAAAAACUCAGAGUGUGGUUAUGUGGAGAUGAAAUCACCAGCACGAAGAGAUUCCCCAUAUGCAGAAAUCAAUAACUCAACUUCAGCCAACAAGAAUGUCUAUGAAGUUGAACCUACAGUGAGUGUCGUUCAAGGAGCAUUCAGCAAUAAUGGGCAUCUCACCCAGGAUCCAUACGACCUCCCAAAGAACAGUCACAUCCCUUGUCAUUAUGACCUGCUGCCAGUUCGAGACAGUUCAUCCUCCCCCAAGCGAGAGGACAGUGGUGGCAGCAGCAGCAGCAGCAGCAGCAGCAGCAGCAGCAGCAGCAGCAGUGAAUGACACCAAAGGACCACUUGGUAGCCACUGGAACCCUUUCCAGAACUGCAGUUUCUUCUCCAUCCUCAAUUUUGCCACUUUCGUGUGAAUGUUAAUCAACUCAGUCGGCAACUGUUGGACAUGAACCAGAAAGCUCAAAGCUGAGGCUGACACUGACUAUAGGUGCUUUUUGUUCAAGUGGCUUUGAAGGAGUUAGAGAUGUGAUUUGCCAUUGCUGUUAGUUUUAGAACUAUACCCAUGAAGCAUGACUUAUUGUAAGAUGUUGGCUGAAAUCAUGAACUUGCAGAACUCCCUUGGAGACACAGAUUGCAGUGGACAUUGAUGUCGUUGCUUGAAAAAUUAAAAUUUGAAUAUUUUCUUUCUCAUUUGCAUCAUAGAGCUGUACCUGAGAUUGUACAGUUUACCAUAAAACUUACUUCAGGAAAGUGGGUAUUACUGAACAUGUAGAAGAAAAGGAACAUGUUGUCAGGUCCUUAUUCUUAACUUUAUUCAGCUGGACUCAGAAUUGCAGGGAUAAUAUGAAUGCAAGAGGAAACGUUCUGUCAGGUGGCGUAACUGUAUAGACUUUGAAUAUACUCUAAAAGCGGACAGAAAACUUAAACAUGAAAAUCUUAGAUUUUGUUUAGAAUGAGAAAAUAUAUAAUUAGAAUUAUUGUAGAAAUAGUAGUGAAUAUUGCAGAAGUCAAUACACAAAUGUUACAGGCAGAAGUGGUUUUUCUCUCUAUUUGACCCUCAACGACUUCAGAUCUAUGACAUUAUUCUGAUCACUGGCUGCAUCAUACAUAUUCACCACUUGUGAUUCAUAACAUAUCAGUAAUUAUUUCAUAAAUAAAGAAAUGAAAUAAUUUUAUUUUUGACAGACUGGAUGGAAUGAGUGUAUAAUGAUUGAUAAAGGGUUUGUAAAUUUUAAGUGCAAGACGAUGCUUAAGUUUUGUAAACCAUUAAUAAUACAUGCUGUAAUAUAGAAUUAGCAGAACAUUUUGAUUAAUUUUUCCCUAGAAGUGACCGAAAUAUUUUUGUGCAUAUUUGAGAAAGGGCACUUUCCAUUUAUUAAUUGUCAAUUUAGAGAAACUAUGCUUAAGCUGGUCUUUUGCAUUGCUAAUGUGACAUGUACCCCACUUUUCAUUAAUUUGUAUUUUCAUUUUUAAGUUGCAUAUUCUAUGUUUUGUAGCGUUUGGAUUGUUAAUGAAAAAAUAUUAUAUGUUCAUUGUUCCUUGUAUUAUUGCCGCUCAUCUUUUGAUCGAUAAAAAUGCAUUAUUCUUUUUUCUUUUGGAGGGACAAGAUGAAAAUAUAUAAUUUGAAUUUAAAAUUGGUCAUUACUAAAAUAGUAGUAAUCAUAGGUGAUUGGCUCAUGAUUGAAAAAGAAAUGCUUUUAAAUAUUCCAAAAUGGAGUUCCUUUUGAUCUGUUCGUUCUGAGUCUUGCUUAAACCAGGGAGAAGGGGAGCAAAAAGGAAACGUUGUUACUGCAUGAGUAUUGCAGACUCAUCUUACAAAAAGACUCUCAUUAUGGUGAUCAUAGAACUGACCGUCCAAACUGGGACACUCUUGAGAGUAAAUGGAGGGCAUUAUUACUAAUUAUCCUGUAAUGAGCUGAAAUCUGGAUGGUUCCAAGCAAACCAGACUUAUAAAUAUCAGAAUGCUGAGACAAUGCAAGAAAGCCAGUUUCCCUUUUGUUGAUCUACUUGACGAAGCAACAGCGCUGAAAAGCUGAAUAAGGAAGCAACUUUAUCAGUGUACUAGUGGUCUUCAAUGUUUUAAAGACAUGAAAUCCUAUAUGGCAUUCUGUCUCAGUGAGCCAAUUAACAAAGAUGUAUGUGUAUCCCUUCUGUAUUGUGCAUAAGUCAUUGUUCCUGCCAGUUAUCGAGUUGGAAUAUCCAGUUAUUUCAUGUCACACGUUGGCACGUGUGAUGGUGGUUUGAUUAGAUGGAUAAUACAGCAGACACACUUAGAACACUUACUCCAUUGUUGGCUGCUCCUUUUGAGGAACUCCAAAGUCAACUCAAGGAAAUAAGGAAUGACCUGGAACACGACUUAGAAACAAUAGUUUUCUCCCAAUAGUUAACCACUGGCUGGCUCUUGACUAGGUGAUAGGCAUCUGAUUGAGACACAUGCGAGUCAGUAGCCAUCCAGGGUCCUUUUUGGUAAGAAAAAAUAAGACAUUUUCCCCUUUUCUUUGAAAGAUCAUCUCUUCAGAGCACCAUGGUCAAUUUGAAUUUCCCCAUUAUAGAUUAAAAACAACAACAACAAAAAAGACCUGUUUCUUUUCUCAUUCCACUAUUAAUAAAAUGAAAGCUUCCAUACAAGACAACAGCAACUUAAUAGGAAACCUGGACAACGGAUGUGGACUCCAAAGGGCUACCGCCGUCCCUUCCUGUGUGCUCUUUUUGACAAGUAAAUCACUCCAGUUAGCUGAUGUCCUGAAAGGACAUUUGUACCUGAGGCAAUUCUUAUUAGAGCUUACUUGGGACUUUUUAAACAUCAGAACACACAUAGCAAUUUGUAUGGUGUCAAACUACAUGUUGUAUUUGGAGAGGUCUGGCUGAGAAGGCAAAAUUUUCCAGAUAUUUUGAUAUCAAUUUCGGUAAAGAAAAGAAUACUUUUGUUAGAAUGAGAUUUAAAGAGAAAACAAGAACCUUGGCAAAAUUUUACCUCUGAAAUUACAAACUUUAGGAACUUUUCCAGAUAUAUUAAAUUUAAUUUGACAGUGAUGCUACUUUUUAUACAAGUGAAUCUAUUCUCAUAACCUUUGAACCCAUGUUAAUUUUGUACCCUCUAACUAACUUUCUUUCUAUAUCCUGUGGUGAAGGAAUUUAGAGAUACCUAGCAAAAGCCAUCCAUAUAAUAUUGUUAGCCAAACUAUUAUUCUUUCCUUAGAACUUGAUGUAUCAGAAAAUUUAUAAAUUAUUUGUAUUUAUAUAUAAGUACAUCAGAACUUGCCCAAAUGGUAACUCAUGUUUGCUUUAAUAAGGAGAAUAUGUUAUUUGUAGUUAAUUAUUAUAACAAGGAACAUUUUAUAAUUAUUUACAGUGACAUUAAUUGCUGUCCUAUGAUAUAGUAGUAAUGUUAACAGAGAGUUUAAUAUGUUUAGUAUUAUCUUUAUGGAAUUUAUAUUCACCAAUUUCAGGAAAACCAACCAUGGAAUUUUGUAACAGGACAAUUAUAACCUGACUCAACCAAAUCCAUCAGCGUAAUAACUGUGUGUUGCGAGAAAUGCAAACAACUUUAUGAAGGUGUGGUCAUCUUUAUCCCCAAAGAGCCACAGUAACUGCCAAUUAUUGAGAUUUUUAAGUGGUAAUAUUGCAAAAGUUAAACAAGGGUAUCACAAUAUCAUUUAUAAUUCAUGUCAAUAUUAGUAGUCCACUUUAUGCUUAAAAUAAACGAAGUCAUAAAAAAUUAA